Messenger RNA from Lymnaea stagnalis (great pond snail), 1556 nucleotides. Lineage: Eukaryota; Metazoa; Mollusca; Gastropoda; Lymnaeidae. The record is from the annotation of a GenBank genome assembly.
CCCCAAAGUACGCAGGACACCAUGUUGCUGAACAGCUUUGGGCCACGCAUGAUAGUCAACAAUCCCAUGCCCCCCGUGUCUGUGUCUGUGGUAACUAAUGUGACUAAAUCUCUGGCACAAGUUGUGCCCACCAUUGGCAUUAACCACACUGUAUUCAGCGCCCAGCAGCUCAUUAACUCGCAGCAGAGCACUGCGCAAAUUAUAAACACAGCUGGUGCACCCCCUGGAACCCAUGUGAUAAACUCUUCACCUCAAGGGCCACAACUGGUCAGCUCGGCACCUCAGGGGACGCAGUUUGUGAAUCCCUCUGGACAGGGUGCACAACUUGUCAACAACACAUCUCAGGCUACCCAGUUAAUGAAUGCUCUGUCUGUACAAAGUCUGAACAACCAACUGCUGAUUACCAACCCGAUCCAACAGGUUUCUCCUUCAAAUUCUCUGUCUCAGCUCUCUCCAGCCAUGGCGGCUCAGCUGUUGGCCCAGGGGCAGCAGCAAUUACAACAAAUGUCCCCUUCAUUUUUGCAAAGUCAAAUUCAAAAGCAGACCCAAAACUCUAUGCUUGGUGGCCAAAAUAUGUUUGCUAGUGUUUCCCUUCCAACUUUGACUGUGACCUCUGACCACUGUGAUGUCAUAGCCAGCUCCAUCCCCCAGAGCAGCUUGAUCAGCAGCAUUCAGAACAGUCAGAGACCUGAAGAUCAGAUGGAUAAGUCUGAUUUAUCUAACAUGAAGGACCCCAUGGGGAAUCCUUCAAUGUAUGCUUCAACAAGCCAGCCUCUGUUUGUCAUACCCCAGGGUAAUGCCAAUCCAGUAAUGCAAGUCAUAGGCACCCCGCAACAGCUCAGCUCUGCACAGGGUCUGUCGGCGGAUAUGAACAACAUCUCCCAGAUCUUCAAUCCAAUCAGCAUACAGCAGAUGAUGAACACUGUCAGUCUUGGCGGGGUACAUCAGCAGCACCAGCAGCCGUUUCAAAUACUUCAACUACAACAGCUGUUGCAGCAGAUUCAAAACCAAGGUCAGAACCUUCAUGGGAUUUCUCUUCCACUGAAUCAGAGCUCCAGCCCUAGCCAGGCCACCCUGGGACCUCAGACUGUUGUAGUUCCACAACAGAGCCUUCAGCUGAAUUCAGUCAUGGAUAUAAACACUCUGCACUCCAGCCUGUCCCCAGUGGCCCAAGGUUACCAGAAUCAACUGUCACCGGCCGCAGCCCAGCUUCAGCACAUCUCGUCGGCUCUCACCGUCCAUCAGGUGACCCCAGUUAACACCGGCGGGGCUGUUGGCGUCAUACACAACACUGGAGUCCAAGGCUUGAUCCAGGCUCCUCCCAAAAGCCUGUCCUCUGUAGUAGCAACAGUCCAGCAGUCUCAGCAGAUAGCCACAGACCAGGUAAAUUCCAUUAACAAAACCCAAACCAUAACUCCCUCAGGUAUCAUGACCCAGGAAUCCAGUGGUCCAUCAGCCUCGGUACAAACUUCGAUAAAUAACGCUUCUAAAAUCUCAUCUGUUUCUAACGCAGGAACAAAGCUAUUACAUUCGGGUAAAUCAUCUAAAUCUAAAUC